GUAAGAAUAAGAUGCACUGAGAGGUCGUACUUUUGACUAAGAUAUUGGGCCUUGAGUCCGCAGUGUCCCCAACCACAGAUUGAUAUUGGACACCUUCUGCGGCUUCCAAGCGACUUACCAAGCUCGAAGCUUGAAGAGGAUGAGUUCAAAUGUCUAAAUCUCAAUGUACAUUGCCCAUCAUCGGUGUCCCAAGGCGAAGCUUCUUUGCCAGUAGUGUUAUGGAUUCACGGAGGUUCGCAGGUAAUGACAUUCGGAUCACCCUCCACAGCAGUCUUUGAUCCCACAAGACUGGUUGUGCAAUCUAUUUCAUGCGGCAAACCCAUAAUCUACGUCAGCUUUAAUUACCGCUUGAACAUAUUCGCGUUUGGCGAUGGGAAAGGGGAAGUGAACCUUGCGUUGCAAGACCAGCGACUAGCAAUCAAAUGGGUCAGUGACCAUAUUUCAGAGUUUGGGGGUGAUCCGAACAACAUAACGUUAGCUGGCGAAAGUGCCGGGGCUGUGUACACACAUGCACACAUACUCACGAGAGCACCGGUGAACAGGGCCAUCCUUGUGUCCGGCUCAUUGUACCUCUCACCGCCUCUUCCACAAGCCAUCGGUGCUGGUUUGGUACAGCGAUUGGAGAAGGCAGUUCAAGAAGAAGAGAAAAGGUCAUUACGGCAUGCUUCUGCUUCAUCCUUGGUAAAGGCUCUAACUACAUGCGGCAUCAAUUCAAUGUGGCUCCAAGAUGAGCCGUCGUUCCAUGGUUGGCAAGAGAAAUUUGAGACUGUAAAAAGUCUCAUGAUCGGUGACGUCGAGUACGAGUCUGUUUUGUGGAGGAAUGGGAUCGAAACAAUGUCAGCCGACGAGAUUGCUGACUGCUUUGCCGCCGCCGGCGAAUACGCUCCUAAUCUAAGCAGGCUUUACCACAUCAAUCGCAGCCGUCCCACACAAUGCAAAUACGGUGCGUUGGACUUCAUUAAUGAUUCUCGCUUCGCACUUCCUGUAGACAGCAUCGCAAAGCGCUGGGUACGAGAGAAGAAACCAGUCCAUCAAUUUGUGUUCGAUGAGUCGAAUCCUUGGCAGUCCUCCAGUCGUGCCCACCACGCCAACGACCUGAGUAUUCUCUUUGGUGGUAUCGACAUCUCGCACAAUCGAGGAGCUGAGCAGGUUGGUCACCAUUUGAGAGAGAGUUGGAUAGUGUUUGCCAAUGGCGAAUCGCCAUGGCCUGCCGGCAAGAUAUAUGCCUUUGGGCCCCAUGGAUUAUGCAUAGGUCUGAGCGAUGAUGAGUACUCACUGAGGCGAAGAACUAUGUGCUUCGAAUACCUGAGAGAAAUGGGCCUUGCACCUGCGAAUGCCGUGGUUGGACGGUUGGCUGCGGGACGUAUCAGCCUAUUGAACUGAUAGAAAUUUCGAAACGAAUAGUAUUUAUUCUGCUGAUCCAUGCACG
Molecule: messenger RNA, 1429 nt
Organism: Exophiala oligosperma
Lineage: Eukaryota; Fungi; Ascomycota; Eurotiomycetes; Chaetothyriales; Herpotrichiellaceae
Exons: 5
Coding region: 244-1383 (379 amino acids)
Source: RefSeq, a predicted model, not a curated record